AUAAUAUGUGUUCAUUAGGACGUCAUGUACGAGUUGUGAGUUUGUGUGUGAAGAUAUCCUCGUCGUCAUUGUUCAACUACGCACCAGCAUCUCCGAUUCAUUAGGAGAGUUCUUUCGUCCCAAAUCAGAUUUGGAUCAUCGUCAAGAAAACGCUACUGUAAUCUGAAAAAACCCUCAAGAUUUUCUUGGCUACUAAUCUUCUACCCUCGAUCCCUGCUCCGAUUCGGAACACCUGACGCAAUUCGAUCGAUCUUUUCAAGAAAAUAUAGGCUUCCCAUCAGUCGAAUUGUCAUGGAAUGUACAUAGCGUGGAUUUCAGUUUCUUUCAGGCAUAUCAUCGAACAUUUGGUGUGCUUUCGGACAGACUAAAUUGUUGGAUCGUGACUAAAUUGGAGUAAUGUCGCUCCCGUUAAUGAAACUUGGGACGCUUGCACUAAGAACCCUAAGCAAACCCAUUGCCAGUAGACUUAAAAAAGAAGCCGCCAUUAACCCCAAAUUUCGAACCUCCAUUAUCGGCAUUGCUCAGGCAAAUCAUAGGCUCACAACAACGUUACAAAGGAGAAUAUAUGGACAUGCAACGGAUGUUGAGAUUAGACCUUUGAAUGAAGAAAGAGCUGUUCAAGUAGCUGGGGACCUUAUUGGAGAGCUUUUUGUUUUCACGGUUGCUUGUGGUGCCUUGAUUUUUGAGGUGCAAAGAAGUGCUAGAUCAGAAGCUAAAAGAGAAGAAAUUCGUAAGCGAGAAAUAGAGAUUAUGAGGCAACGAGAUGAAGAUAUAGCAAAACAAAUGGAGUUUCUUAUGAAAAAGCUCGAAGAACUUGAAAAAGCCACCAAAGGAAAAACAUUGACUAGUAGUCAAACCAACAAUGUCAAGUGAACGAAAUCAUUCUCUUGAUUUUUGUUUUUCUAACCAUUGAUUUGGCUACAAAAUAAUUCAAUUAUAUUUGAUUCUUGAUUGAUGUGUAUUGGAC
Lactuca virosa is the source of this 967-nucleotide messenger RNA. The record is from the annotation of a GenBank genome assembly. Lineage: Eukaryota; Viridiplantae; Streptophyta; Magnoliopsida; Asterales; Asteraceae.